Molecule: messenger RNA, 1563 nt
Organism: Cariama cristata (Red-legged seriema)
Lineage: Eukaryota; Metazoa; Chordata; Aves; Cariamiformes; Cariamidae
Gene: RAD54B
Product: RAD54 homolog B (S. cerevisiae)
Exons: 8
Biological process (GO): double-strand break repair via homologous recombination; reciprocal meiotic recombination
Cellular component (GO): nucleus
Molecular function (GO): ATP binding; DNA translocase activity; ATP-dependent chromatin remodeler activity
Source: RefSeq, a predicted model, not a curated record
GACCACAAAGUAGAAGAAUUUAUUGGUUCUCCACUUUAUUCAGUUAUGAUAAUCAGUUAUGAGAUGCUACUGCGAUCUUUGGAUCAAAUUCAGGCUAUAGAAUUUAACCUCCUAAUCUGUGAUGAAGGACAUCGUCUGAAAAACAGCUCUAUUAAGACAACUACAGCUCUCACUAAUCUGUCUUGUGAGAGGAGAAUUAUCCUUACUGGUACUCCAAUCCAAAAUGACUUGCAAGAAUUUUAUGCAUUAAUAGAGUUUGUGAAUCCAGGAAUACUUGGUUCUUUAUCUACAUAUAGAAAGAUAUAUGAGGAACCAAUUGUCAGAUCUAGAGAACCUUCAGCAACAAAGGAGGAAAAGGAAUUAGGAGAAAAAAGAGCAGCAGAACUCACACGCCUCACUGGACUCUUUAUUCUAAGGAGAACACAGGAGAUUAUAAACAAAUUUCUGCCCCCUAAAAAGGAGAACAUAAUCUUCUGCCGAGCAACAGCACUGCAACUUGAAUUGUAUCGAAAACUGCUUAGUUCUCGAGUUAUAACGUCCUGUCUACAAGGCAGGCUAGAAAACAGUCCUCACCUAAUAUGUAUAGGAGCUUUGAAAAAGCUUUGCAAUCAUCCAUGUCUUCUGUUUAAAGCUAUAAAGGAAAAAAGCUGCGAUCCUAUGUCUGAUGAACAUGAUGAGUCCAGCCUCUAUGAAGGUCUAAUAGAUGUCUUUCCACAAGAUUAUACUUCGGACACUUUCUCUGAAACUGAUUCAGGAAAAUUGCAGGUGCUGGUGAAGUUGUUAGCAGCAAUCCAUGAGCUCAAUUCGUCUGAAAGAGUCGUACUGGUAUCCAAUUACACUCAGACGUUAAACAUAUUACAAGAGACAUGCAAACGUUAUGGAUACUCUUAUACUAGACUUGAUGGACAUACUCCUGUCUCCCAGAGACAACAGAUUGUUGAUACUUUUAACAGUAAAUUCAGUCCAGCUUUUAUCUUUUUACUGAGUUCAAAGGCUGGCGGAGUAGGACUGAAUCUGAUUGGAGCAUCUCAUUUGAUCCUGUAUGAUAUUGACUGGAAUCCAGCUACGGAUAUUCAGGCAAUGGCUAGAGUGUGGAGAGAUGGUCAGAAACGUACUGUAUAUAUCUACAGACUGCUAACCACAGGCUCAAUAGAAGAAAAGAUUUAUCAAAGACAGAUCAGCAAACAAGACCUUUCUGGGGCAGUUGUAGACCUUUCCAAGACAUCUGAACACAUCCAUUUUUCCAUUGAGGAGCUUAGAAAUCUCUUUACUCUUCAUGAAGAUUCCAGCUGUGUUACCCAUGACUUGCUUGAGUGCGACUGUAUGGGAAAGAAAGACCAUCAAAAUCCUUCCUCAGAAAAGCCUCCUGUAUCUAGAAGCUGCCAGCUUGGACAAAACCAUGGAAAGCCUAAUUCAAAGAAACCCCUCUCCAUGUCACAGUUGAUGCAAUGGAAACAUUUCUCUGGACAACAUCAGACUCUCCCUGAUCCUUUCCUUGAAAGGAUAAAAGAGAAUGUUUCUUUCAUUUUUCAGAAUGUAACCAGUCCAACUUCUCCCACCUAA